AUGGGUAUCAAGGGAAUUCGCACUGCUCUCAAGGUCGACCUUGACAAGCCUGCACGUGAACAGCCCGGUCUACAUAACAGAUGGCACCCAGAUGUUCCGGCCUACGGAAAAAUCGCCAACAAUGAAGUUGUCAAGAUUGAAUGUCUAGAUUGGACCGGAGGCCAAAUCGGAAAUAACGACUCAGCCGACGACAUCAAGAAUGUAGACCUAACCCAGAUCCAUUACCUAUCCGGUCCGUUCGACAUCGAAACCGCGGAACCUGGAGAUGUCUUGCUCGUCGAGAUUCAGGACGUCCAGCCAUUCGAAGAGCAACCAUGGGGAUUCACCGGGAUCUUCCACAAAGAGAACGGAGGAGGUUUCCUAGAUCAGCUGUAUCCUGAGGCGGCCAAGGCGAUUUGGGACUUUGAAGGAAUCUUCUGCUCAUCCCGACAUAUCCCACAUGUCCGGUUUGCGGGACUAAUUCACCCUGGAAUCAUGGGUUGUGCUCCAUCGGCUGAAGUUCUGGCUGAAUGGAAUCGUCGCGAGGGGGAGCUUAUUGCAGCGAAUACUGUUGCUGAUCGAAUUGUCGCCCAGCCACCGAAUCCCCAGAAUGCCCAUUCUGGCACUGCUACUGAUGACGUGAAGAGCAAGAUCGCUAAUGAGGGUGCUCGGACUAUCCCAGGCCGCCCCGAGCACGGAGGUAAUUGUGAUAUCAAGAACCUCUCCCGUGGAUCGAAAGUAUACCUCCCAGUCCACGUCCCCGGCGCCAAGUUCUCUGUCGGAGAUCUGCAUUUCUCGCAGGGCGAUGGCGAGAUCUCAUUCUGCGGAGCAAUCGAGAUGGCCGGUGUCAUAACAUUGAAAUUCUCGGUCAUCAAGAAUGGCAUGGCAAAACUAGACAUGAAGUCACCAAUCUUCCAUGCGGGGCCCGUAGAGCCGCAGUUCGGUCCUGGACGAUACCUAACGUUUGAGGGAUUCUCAGUGGAUGAGAAUGGCAAGCAACAUUUCCUGGAUGCAACUGUCGCCUAUAGACAGACCUGUCUCCGCGUCAUUGAAUAUCUUCGACGCUAUGGCUAUAGUGAUUACCAGAUAUAUCUGUUGCUCAGCUGUGCGCCCGUGCAGGGGCAUAUUGCCGGUAUUGUGGACAUUCCAAAUGCUUGUACUACACUUUCGGUGCCUAUGGAUAUCUUUGACUUUGAUAUUCGACCUGAGGCGGAUGUGGUUAAAAAGGAGAUGGGAGCUUGCGCUUUUGUCACAAAGUAG
Messenger RNA from Penicillium coprophilum, 1239 nucleotides. Its product is annotated as acetamidase/formamidase family protein. The coding region runs from base 1 to 1239 and encodes 412 amino acids. Gene Ontology annotation, molecular function: hydrolase activity, acting on carbon-nitrogen (but not peptide) bonds, in linear amides. Lineage: Eukaryota; Fungi; Ascomycota; Eurotiomycetes; Eurotiales; Aspergillaceae. The record is from RefSeq and is a predicted model, not a curated record. The transcript has 5 exons.